Anopheles nili is the source of this 413-nucleotide messenger RNA. RefSeq names its product INO80 complex subunit C. The transcript has 2 exons. The record is from RefSeq and is a predicted model, not a curated record. Gene Ontology annotation, biological process: chromatin remodeling. Bases 69 to 413 code for a protein of 114 amino acids. NCBI's taxonomy places the organism in Eukaryota, Metazoa, Arthropoda, Insecta, Diptera, Culicidae. Gene Ontology annotation, cellular component: Ino80 complex.
ACUGUUUUAGGCAAGCACAAACAAUAAUAAACAAACAAAAAGCCGUGCGUACGGUGCUGUUGUAAACAAUGGAAAAUGAAACCGUAAAACCGGCGUUCAAGAAAAAGGACCUUUCCGAAGUGAACCCCAUCGUGGGGAAGAAAAGACAGUGGAAAUCGCUUAAGCAAAUUCUGGCUCACGAGAAAUCCUUACCCUGGAAGGAAACGGAUGUAACAUACUCAUCGGUAAACGCACCGCCAUCCUUCAAGCCGGCCAAGAAAUAUUCGGAUAUUUCGGGGCUUAUCGCACCGUAUACGGAUCCUCAUUCCAAGCUGCGGUAUCAUAAUGCUGAAGAAUAUCAGACUAUUCGUUCGUUUCCGAUGGAUCUCACUGCUAGUUAUUUAGCGUUAAGAGGUGCCACAAGUAUAGUGUAG